This is a messenger RNA of Quercus robur (English oak), 1834 nucleotides long. RefSeq names its product cytochrome P450 76A2-like. Bases 36 to 1565 code for a protein of 509 amino acids. Gene Ontology annotation, molecular function: iron ion binding; heme binding; monooxygenase activity. The transcript has 2 exons. Lineage: Eukaryota; Viridiplantae; Streptophyta; Magnoliopsida; Fagales; Fagaceae. The record is from RefSeq and is a predicted model, not a curated record.
AACAAGGACUUGGGAAAAAUCUUAUUCUUGAAGUUAUGGAGUUUUCUUCAAAUUUCUUCCUUCUUUCCUUAAUAUUCUUCUUCUCGUCAGCUCUACUCCUCUUUCUCCACCGUAGAAUUAAGCCCAGCCUUAACCGCCGCCUUCCUCCAGGACCGCUAGGAUGGCCAAUACUUGGCAACAUGCUCGAUCUUGGAACAAUGCCACACCGUACCCUAUUUGGUCUUAGACCCAAAUAUGGUGAUGUUAUAUGGUUAAGACUGGGCUCAAUGAACUCUAUGGCAAUCCUCUCAGCCAAAGCAGCCACAGAGUUCUUCAAGAACCAUGACCUCUCUUUUGCUGAACGCACCAUCACUGAAACCAUGCGUGUCCAUGACUACCACAAGGGCUCUUUAGCCUUAGCCCCUUAUGGUUCCUAUUGGCGUGUUCUUAGGCGCUUGGUCACGGUCGACAUGUUAGUGCACAAGCGCAUCAACGACACCGCAAUUAUACGUAGAAAAUGUGUGGACAACAUGUUGUUAUGGAUUGAGGAAGAGGCAUGUAAACUUGAAGCUAAAUGUGGUCUUCAUGUGGCAAGGUUUGUGUUCCUCAUGACCUUCAAUUUACUUGGAAACCUUAUGUUAUCACAAGACUUGCUCGAUCCUCAGUCGAAGGACGGGUCGGAGUUUUUCACGGCGAUGAUGGGACUAAUGGAGUGGUCCGGGUAUGCUAACAUGUCAGACUAUUUUCCAUGGCUAAGGUGGUUGGACUUGCAGGGCCUUAGGAAGAACAUGGAGAGGGAUCUUGGGAAAGCUUUGGAGAUUGCAUCCAAGUUUGUGAAGGAGCGCUUGAUGGAUAGGCAACAAGGGGCAGAGAAGAAGGAUUUCUUGGAUUUGUUGCUAGAAUUUGAAGGCAAUGGAAUUGAGGAGCCUGCCAAAAUUUCUGAUAGGGACCUAAAUAUUUUCAUUUUGGAACUAUUUAUGGCUGGUUCAGAAACAACAAGCAGCACUACUGAGUGGGCACUGACUGAGCUCCUACGCAAUCCUAAUUCCAUGAUUAAGGCUAAAGCUGAGCUUAUGCAAGUAGUAGGAGCAAACCACAAGGUUGAGGAAAGUGACAUUGACAACCUUCCAUACCUACAAGCUAUAAUAAAGGAAACACUCCGAUUACAUCCUCCAAUUCCAUUCCUAGUUCCUCGAAAAGCAAUUAGAGAUACCAACUUUAUGGGGUUUGACAUACCCAAAAAUACACAAGUUCUUGUAAAUGCUUGGGCUAUUGGAAGAGACCCAGAUGUGUGGGAUGAUCCUUUGUCUUGCAAGCCCGAGAGGUUUAUAGGCACAAAAAUAGAUUACAAGGGUCAACAUUAUGAGCUAAUCCCAUUUGGAGCUGGGAGGAGAAUGUGUGCAGGUGUGCCAUUGGCUCAUAGAGUCCUUCACCUUAUUUUGGGCUCAUUGCUUCACAAAUUUGAUUGGGAGCUUGAUGGCAAUGUGACUCGAGAGACGAUGGACAUGAAGGACCGGUUGGGCAUAACAAUGAGAAAGAAUGAACCAUUACUGGUAGUGCCUAAAAAAUGUGUUGUUAUAGACUAAAAAUGAGAGAGAACCACUUUAUUUAGGAGUCAAGUUCUUGCAAUUCAUUAUUUGAGUUCUCUCACUCCUGUUACCAACAAUCCCCCCCCUCCCCCAAAAAUAAAUGCACAUGUUUGAGGAAAUUGAAGCACUACUUAGUUCAAGGUUUAUCCGUUUAGUGCAACCAUGUCUUUCCUUAUCUGGUGCCAAAAAAAAAAAAAAAACCUUCGCAGUGAGACAAUGUAUUGUGUCUAUGUGGUGAUUAAAUGAAAAUUCUCAAGUCUCAACUA